AUGAAUCGCCCCCUUACUAGACUCAAAAAACCAUGGCCUCACUACAUCCAAACCUCCGUAUCACACUAUUGCAAACGUACAAUACCCGUAACAUUGGAAAGCGAUAGAAGAAAUCACACAUUAUGGUCCAGCGCAGCUAUCAUCAGCCCUACGACAAUAAACGGCACUACUACAGAUACAGCAUUACCAGCUGUUCUGGCUGCGAAUGAGUCUGUUCUGUACAGCAUACACGACGCAGGUAUGCCGUGGUGGGCUACCAUUGUUGCUGGUACUUUGCUGUUGAGAACCACCAUGACGUUGCCCAUUGCCAUCUAUCAGCAGCGUGCUAUGGGCAAAAUGAUCAAUUUAGCACCUAUGAUCCAAAGUUGGGCAGAAACACUCAAAGUGCAGGUUGCCAAGGAGAGCAAACAACAGGGCUGGCCAUAUCAGAAAUACCAGCAAGAAUUGCAGAAGCAAUACAAGCAGAAAGUUAACUCUAUCUAUUCACAUCACGGCUGUGCGCGUUGGAAGAUGCUGCUGUUACCAUGGGUGCAAAUUCCCCUGUUUGUGUCCAUGUCGCUGACCCUAAGACAUUUGACUGCCUACCCGUUACCAUGGUUAGGGCAGACAUCCAAUUUACCAGCAGAGGGACUAUCAGAUGGUGGGUUAGCUUGGUUUAUGGAUCUGACAGCUGUGGAUCCAACCAUGGUGAUACCUGUCAUGAUAGGUGCUGGUAACCUGAUCAAUGUAGAGUUGAAUGCUUGGUAUGCAAGAGCAAAUCAGAGCAAAACACAAAAGAUUAUGACCAAUGCAUUCCGGGUGCUGUCAGUUGCAUUUGUUCCUAUAGCAGCCAAUGCACCAAUGGCCAUAGGUCUUUACUGGCUCUCAUCAGCAUGGUACAGUGUGGUUCAGAACAUUGCAUUCAAGAUACCCAGAGUUAGAAUUGCUUUGAAAAUGCCUUUAUUAAAUGUCGCAAAAAAGAACAAGAAUAUAGAAUAA
Messenger RNA from Mucor velutinosus, 978 nucleotides. RefSeq names its product Rho GTPase protein rac1. Lineage: Eukaryota; Fungi; Mucoromycota; Mucoromycetes; Mucorales; Mucoraceae. The transcript has 2 exons. The coding region runs from base 1 to 978 and encodes 325 amino acids. Gene Ontology annotation, biological process: mitochondrial respiratory chain complex IV assembly; protein insertion into mitochondrial inner membrane from matrix. Gene Ontology annotation, cellular component: mitochondrial inner membrane. Gene Ontology annotation, molecular function: membrane insertase activity. The record is from RefSeq and is a predicted model, not a curated record.